GGCUGCCAGCCCCCCCUCCUUCUGGCUUUCCAAGCGCCCGGGCAAGGCCUCCAGCGCCCCCUUCCAGCCCACCGGCCGGUCCAGCCCGUCCUCUUUCCCCCACCCGCAGCUGGAUCGGGCCAGGAGGCGGCGACUGGUUGCUUCUCCGGGUCAGGCUGCGGCCUCCACUGCCUACUCCUCGGAAGACAAGGGAGCGCCGCCUCUCGACGCAGCGGACCCGGAGGUUGGCGGCGGCCUCCACUCGCCAGCUGGGGCAAGAAUGUCUUAGCUAAACAGACGCCUCCACUGAGCAUGCGCAUGGCGCAGGGACCCCCCCCCCAACCCCUGCUAAGGCAGAAGAGGAGGCGGGGGAGAAGAAGCUCCUCUCUGCAAAAACCUGUGUGGUGGGCUGGAUGAGACCCCUCUGAGACCUGUCCUGGAACAAAAUGGUGCUUGACUCGGGUUCAGCAUCCUACCGACAGCCGCCAGACCCAGAUGUUUUUGGGGCAGAGCUGCAACAGCAGAGGCGAGGUGGUAAGAAGGGCAGCUCCCCUCCGCCAUAUAACGGCUUGCGGAUCUAUCCCUUCUUGUCGCCUUCCCUUUCUCUGGAGUCAGAUUCUUCUGGCUCAACCCCAAGGACCAAGCUGCCACCCAAAUCCAAGUGCCUCCGCAGCCGCCCGGUUCCCCCACCUUUGGGUGUCUGCCCCACCUUCCAGAACCCCUGUAGUUGGAUGCGCCGGAGCGAGAGCAUCUGUGCCAUAAACCAGCGAGAUCGGGCAAGGGGUCAAAUCCGCAGCACCACAUCCCUACCUCACAUCCCCAAAGCUGGAGCAGAGACGAGCGCCAGGGGUGGGAGAAAAAGCCCUUGUUUGCUCGUGGCUCUGCGGCCGAUGAAUGUGGAGGAGGAGAGAGCCAGAUUCUUCCAGUCCUCUUAUACCUAUAACCCUCAGUUUGAAUAUGAGGAGCCUCUCCCUGAAACCGUGCUGGAGAAAUACAAAGGUGCUUCUGGGCAGUUUAUUUCACAGGCGAUUGGAAUCAUCAAUGCCGUCCUGGAGAAAUAUGGUACCUAUGAGAGCUUUGAGGCGACCAAUGGAGGGAAGCUGCUCAGCAAAAGCCAGAUCUGGUCCAUCAUCAGGAAGUACAUGCAGAAGGAAGGCUGCUCUGGAGAGGUGGUGGUUCAGCUCACAGAGGACCUGCUGUCCCAGGCAGUGAUGAUGGUGGAAAACAGCCGACCCACCUUAGCCAUCAACCUCUCUGGAGCUCGUCAGAACUGGCUGGAAGGCAUGUUGCGUCAUGAAAUAGGCACUCACUACCUCCGUGGAGUGAACAACGCCCACCAGCCCUGGCACAGCCUGGAAGGCCGCAAGCAGUACGGCCUGAAGCCAGCCAACCCCACCGAGGAAGGUCUGGCCAGCCUGCACAGUGUCCUCUUCCGGAAGCAGCCCUUCCUGUGGCGAGCCGCCCUUCUGUACUACACCAUCUUCCAGGCCGGCCGCAUGUCCUUCUGUGCACUUUUCCAUGAUCUGGAGCGCUACGUGCAGGACCCAGGGGUGCGAUGGGAGUAUUGCGUGCGGGCCAAGCGGGGCCAGGCCGACACCUCAGGGCCAGGGUGUUUCAGCAAAGAUCAAGUCUACUUGGAUGGAAUUCUCCGCAUCCUGAGACAUCGCCAAACCAUUGACUUCCCGUUACUGGCAGCACUGGGGAAGGUCUCGUAUGAAGACGUGGAUCACCUGAAGCAGUAUGGGGCUCUGGAGAAGGCUCGGAUCCCUCACUUCAUGCAGGACACUGAGCGGUAUAUGCAGCAGCUGGACCACAUUGUGGCCACCAACUGCCUCAGCGAUGAAGAGCUGGAGCAGCUGCUGCCAGCCUGAGCCCACGGCCCCUCUACUGAGCUUGGCUAGACAGGCUGCCUGAGGACCCUGGACGAGCCUGCGGCCCCAAAGGGAAAAGGCGUGUGUGGACCGCAACUAGCUGAAAACAGGUGCACAGCGCACGGUGUACUCUUUAUUCUUUCUUUAUUUGUCGUCUCUGGUGGAUGGGGAAUAGGUGAAGCUGAGGCAGCAGCUUGACCAGGAAAACCUUGGUAGUUUUGUGCUGAAGGCUUUGGCCUGGGGCUGCUGAUUUUUCAGACGAUUACUAGUGUCUGCUGAAUACCUGCUGUGACUUGAUCGUUCUCUGCAGGG
Molecule: messenger RNA, 2162 nt
Organism: Pogona vitticeps (central bearded dragon)
Lineage: Eukaryota; Metazoa; Chordata; Lepidosauria; Squamata; Agamidae
Gene: MATCAP1
Product: microtubule associated tyrosine carboxypeptidase 1
Source: RefSeq, a predicted model, not a curated record